AAAAGUUAUGCAGGUGCUUUCCGUCUCACAGGAUUUCAAUAGAUGAUAUUCGUGAGUGGAUGAAGGACGAGUCGACUUUUUUUGGUCGUGAAGUUGAGACUGAAGAAGAAGAUUGGAAAUGCAAGUACGUUAUAUACCUGGACUUGUACGCUGAUCUUUACCAUCGAUGGAAUGGUUGCACUGAUCCAAGUGAACUGACUGUUCGAUUUAAUCAGAUGAAAAAAAUUGACGAGCAGUUGAAGAUCAUGGAAAGGGAAAACUCAAUUUCUGCAAGCUGGCAAAAUACAGACUCAGAGUACGAAAAUGCAAAACGCGAGGUUGCGUCUAGGAAAGAAAAACGUGUUUUGUCUCGAAUGAGGAAAAAUGUUGUUGAAAGAUGGUUUCUCCUAAACCUUAAGUCUAAAUACUGUGAUGGUCAAGCGUUGGCAUCCAGACUUUUGAAGCAAACUACUCGAGUAACAAAGGAUGUCAAUAAAGAUAUCACAGCUUAUAACGAGGCAAAACAAUCACAUUCUAAUCAUUCACGUACCGCGUUAACAUUUGAUGCUGUUAAAGAUCCUGACAAUGAUUUUUUGGUGUGA
This is a messenger RNA of Xenia sp. Carnegie-2017, 581 nucleotides long. RefSeq lists its product as uncharacterized. Bases 60 to 581 code for a protein of 173 amino acids. Lineage: Eukaryota; Metazoa; Cnidaria; Anthozoa; Malacalcyonacea; Xeniidae. The record is from RefSeq and is a predicted model, not a curated record. The transcript has 5 exons.